AUGCGGGAACCGCAACUUUCUGAACUCCGUGAGGCUUUCUCCUCAGCCAUUACAAAAUUCUUCGACGACCCUCCCAAGGAUGAUGCAGCGUGGGCACAGGUAGACGGACGUUCCAAGACCCCUCUCAAGGAAGGCCUCUACAGGCUCGAAGCCGAUGGAUACGCUUUGAACGAGUUCAAAACCCUGAGGGCUCUGGGUUAUGAGAAACUCAGCAACGAGACCAUCACGUCCUGGAUGAUUGAUGAGAUCCUUCGCUUCCUCCCGAAACAUCAAAUUGAGUGUCAGAAGAUAAGUCCUGUGCUUGGCUCGAUCUCACAAAGACUCUUCGUGAUUGCGAAAAACAUCUCACAAAUGCUGCCGGGAUAUCAUGAUCCGUUGAGCUUCCCCAACUACUUACAUUACAAGCAGCUCAACCGCGAGAGGGCUGCCUUGCAGAGAUUCAAAGAUAGAACGUGCUAUGACCAUGAUACAGGCACUCCAGAACCUGUGAGCAAGAAUGCAGGUGCUCCAGAGUCCUCGGACAAGGAUGACCACUACAAGGUUCUUACAGAGCGGGUACAAGCUGUGGAGGAGAUGCUCAAAGCGAAAGAAAUCAAAUGGCGUCUUCGGUAUGAACAUGCAAUGCAGGCAUACCAGCCAACGUUUUGGGAUCUGUCCGAUGCUUCAGACUCAUCGACCGGUGUUCUCACACCUGCUUCGACCGUAUCAAACGAAUCGAGUGAUGAACGGAACAGCAUGGGAGUUGCCCAGACCGCAACCGCUCCCUUGAAGCUGCAUGUCUGUAUCUACAAUGGUGCAAUACUUCGUCAUUCACAUCAGGGAGGACUAACUUUGAGCAUACUCGUGAGAAUGCACCCCAACGCUCCGUUCAGAGACCUCACAGAGAAGCUUCGCAAGAGAUGCGGCGACCACACAUUAGCCCUGCAUAACACCCCACAUUCUCAGAUCCUUGACAGUGACACGCCAGUCUCGCUCAAGUUGAAGAACAACGCAAAGCUGGUGUAUGUCACGUUUUGCGACGAAUACAUGAUCAUCGACCUGGCCAUGGAUUGGCGAAUACAGGCAGUGUCCGAAGUUGUGAAGACGAUACCCUCUUUCCUCAACACUCUUUAUACAGGACAAUUGUUGAACGUCGAGAAUAAGAAUUUGAAAGAAACGAACGUGAACGAAUGGGAAGAUGUGGAAGACACGGACGAGGUAGCAACAGAUACGGAGGUGAGUCAUUGGGAGAAUGAGGAAGAUGAGGAUAUUGACAUUGUCGAGGUCGAGGGUGAGAUGGACGAUACGGAUGACUCUUGGAGCUUUGGUCUUGACACUCUCUCCGAAACGGAAAAUUCUCUCUCGAGCGGCACUUCCACUUCGACACGAUCUGUUCCAGCAAGCCAAGCGAGAUCUGGAAACGCAAUCAUGAGAGAGACCACCUAUGCGCCUUCCAAGCCAGAAGAUGCUAAAUCCAUUUUUGACGCCUUCUUCCUGCUUCCUACAGCUCAAGAUCCUAAGUUGCGUAUGCUGAAGAGCGUAGUCGCAGGCAGACACCAGCCAACAACCCCAUCCAACUUAGCCGAAGAGGUCAAAUAUCAGUCCACCGACGUUAACGUUCUACGAAUCGACAGGGGAGUCGACAAGCAAGAAAAGAUGCUGGUGCGAAUCCACAAGACAACCCCUUUCAGACAUCUCAAAGACAAACUGAGGAACAAGGACGAAGAUGCCUGCGAAUUGACGUUGAAGGAUCUCAGAAGAGAAUUCCCUGUGUUUGACAAGUGA
Aureobasidium namibiae CBS 147.97 is the source of this 1764-nucleotide messenger RNA. RefSeq lists its product as uncharacterized. The transcript has 6 exons. The record is from RefSeq and is a predicted model, not a curated record. Lineage: Eukaryota; Fungi; Ascomycota; Dothideomycetes; Dothideales; Saccotheciaceae. Bases 1 to 1764 code for a protein of 587 amino acids.